Molecule: messenger RNA, 1602 nt
Organism: Paramecium sonneborni
Lineage: Eukaryota; Ciliophora; Oligohymenophorea; Peniculida; Parameciidae
Source: the annotation of a GenBank genome assembly
UAUGAAUAAAGAUCAUCUAAUUUAUGGUCUUUGUUUCAGUAUAAUUCCGUGUUUGGUUGCUUUCACUAAGUGGAAAUUUAACUAGAAGAAAUUUCAAAUGAAAGAAUUAUUAUACAGAAAAAUGCUGUUAAACUCUGAAUUACAAUAAAAAAAGACUGAAUAAUAGCAAAAAAAUUUAAAAAGUGAUAUAGAAUUAGGGGAGACAAUAGAAUAUAACCUAAAGAAUUCAUUAAUAAAAAAUAAUCAUUCAAGAGUUAGAAAAAUUUGUAUAACAGGAGGUCCUUGUGCAGGUAAAACAACAGGACUCAACUAUCUUGCAGAGAAAUUGAAAGAGAGAGGGUUUGCAGUAUUUUUAGUUCCUGAAGCAGCAACAACAUUAUUUAUGGGUGGUGGUAUGUUGGAUUUAGAUAAUUAUUCAAGUGAAGGUAAAAUGACAUUUUAAAUGAAUUUGCUUAAUUUAUAAAUGAAGUUAGAACAUAGUUUUCAUGUACUUGCGAUGCUAUGUCCAGCAAAUAAGACUCCUGUAUUAUUAUGUGAUCGAGGUUUAAUGGAUGGUAAGGCUUAUAUGGAUUAAACUGAAUGGUAUGAAAUGAUUGGGAAAUAUAAUUUGGAUGAAUUUUAGAUGAGAGAUUUAAGGUAUGAUGCAAUUGUACAUAUGGUAACAGCAGCAGAUAGUACAGAUUGUUAUAGUACACUCAAUAAUAAAGCUCGUCAUGAAACUUAAUAAUAAGCUUUGGAAAUGGAUCAUAGAACUUAAGAAGCUUGGACUGGACAUCCAAAUUUAAUUAAAAUUGAUAACCAUAGUGUUUAAUCUUUUAAUGAAAAAUUAGAUUGGUUACUUCAUGAAGUCUUAAGAGUUUUGGGUCAUUUAAUUCCAUAAAAACAAAUUGGAAAAAAUAGAUAAUUUAUAUUAGCUUAAGAUAUUAAUUUUAAUUAAUUGAAAGAUGUAAGAAUAUAUAUAUAUUUUCUCUUUAGGAACAUUAAAUUGUUGAAAUAAAUAAGACCUAUUUAGUUCCACAAUAAGAAAAUUCAACUCUUCUAUUAGUAUAAAGAAAACAUGAAGGAUAAUCACAAUUAUAUAUAAAGGAAAAGUUUUUUGAAAAGGAUAAGAUGGUGAAAGCUAACAUAGUUAAACUUUAAAAAAAAGAUUAUGAAAUCUUUAAAAAAUUAGCUCAUCCUGAAUUUGCUAUAAUUAAUAUAAAAAAAGUCUGUUUUACUUAUGAAGGAUAGUAUUUUAUUGUGAAUGAAUAUGAAGAUGUCGGUUAAUUUUUAAAGAUUAAAAAUUGCAAAUAGCAUAAAUAAAUCAAAAUUCCACCUUUUGUUAAUAUGUAGGGUGCAGAAGAAUUACAGAAGGUAAUUGUUUAUUUGAAUUUUAGAAAUUCACUACCAGACUCUUAGCAAAAGAAAAGGUAGAAUUAAAAUUUCAAACAGUUAAUUAAAUUAUAUAUAGAUUCAGAAAAUUGUCUGCUGCUGAGGAUUCAGUCGAAAAAGUUUAAAGACAAGACUAAGAACUUCCUGAAGACUUUUAAUUAGAUUAAUAAUACAAUCAAGGAAAUAAAAGUCCUUAACUAAAAUAAUAAUGAUUUAAAGUAUAUAUCUACA